AUGGUUGCGGCUAUCAAAACCGUAAUAAAAAUUUUGUCUAGUGCAUUGGCAGACGUUUCAAAGCUGAAGCCGAUUGAAAUUCAACAAGUAUUCUUGGAGAAGGGUCACACGAUGAUGGAGGUGAAUAGUGUAUAUUCAACUCUGGAAAAAUGUUUUACCCCACCAUUGUACUUACCGGCAGAUUAUGCGAUUAGCAUGCGUAAGGCGCGACCGAGUCAACCAUAUAUUAUCAGACAUGUGGACUAUAAGUUUUUAAGAACUAUGAAGCAAUACCUAGCAAUUUCACAUCGAUACGUCCCGGAGAAAAAGCAGGAGAUCCCACUGUGGCCGAAAUUAGAUCACUGUUGUACAAGAACGGUGAAACUUUCUACAAAAUGUGGCAUGAUGCAAUGGAAUGGACCCUUUUACCGCAGAGGACGAAGACUUUUGUACGAGGAAGCCCAGUGUUUGUAUAUUGCUCCGAGAAAAGUUGAAAAGAGCAAAUUUGACAGUUUACAGUCAUUGAAACUUUAA
Parnassius apollo (apollo) is the source of this 513-nucleotide messenger RNA. The record is from the annotation of a GenBank genome assembly. NCBI's taxonomy places the organism in Eukaryota, Metazoa, Arthropoda, Insecta, Lepidoptera, Papilionidae.